GCACCACAGAGCAGUGUGUUUCCUGUUUCCUUCCACCAAUCUACCAGUAGGCAGACACAAUGGUAUUAACAUAAUUUUAAGUCGUCAAACAGAGGGGAAUUUUAUCGAUGAGAAAUUUUCUUCUGUGAAAUAUCUUUGCUUCAUUAGUCACCAUCAUCACUUAUGUACAAUGUAUGGAUACAGUUUGGAUAGUGAGUGGGAAUAUUACGCUAGAAUGCAUUGAAGGAAUUUGACUUAAGUUUGUUAGUCGUUUAUGGUCUACAAGAACUGAGAUAAUUUGGUGUGUGUAGUCAGAAACAAACAAAUCUUUGCUUCAUUAGUCACCAUCAUCACUUAUGUACAAUGUAUGGAUACAGUUUGGAUAGUGAGUGGGAAUAUUACGCUAGAAUGCAUUGAAGGAAUUUGACUUAAGUUUGUUAGUCGUUUAUGGUCUACAAGAACUGAGAUAAUUUAGUGUGUGUAGUCAGAAACAAACUUGGAACAUAUUUUCUAUUGUAGUCAGCUAGCUACGAGCAUUUUGUCGGAUGAAUUUGUUUGAAGUCUUUUCACAGCAACAAAUCACUUCAAGUUCAACACUGCUAUAAUUCCUACGAGUCUUAACUUCCCAUGUCAUUGUUGUAAUACAUGCUGAUUUUUUGAGUGGACCUCCUGUUUCCUUGCGAUGUACAUUGUUCAAGGAUUUUUAUGGUGAAUAAAGCUCCGUUUGUUUGCACCAUUCGGGAAUCUGACUAAAAUGGAUAUGAGCAAAGAGGCGAUUCAAAAGUUCCUCAAUGGAACCUUCGGAAAGAAAUGGGAAAUGUCUUUCGAUAAUGGCAAGAAACAGUUGUUCAGCUCUGACUGUAAAGUACAAAGUAUAAGUGGUGGCUUUCUCAACAAAGUGUACCGACUCUUAAGGCAGGACCAGCCGGAUAACUCUGUGAUUAUCAAGCAUGCACCUCCAUUCGUCAAAUUUCUUGGUCGAGAGCAACGUCUUGGAGCCGAGAGGGUCAACGUGGAAUUCCUAGCCAUGAGGAAAUACCACCAGGUAGUCCCUGGAUCAGUUCCUGAAAUGUACUUCUACGACGAGGACACAAAAUGCGUUGUCAUGGAGGAUCUAAGAAGUUAUGAAAUGAUGAGUACACAAUUGAGUCGUGGUCAUCUACACAUGGCCCUCGGCAAGGAGCUCGCGCUACUCAUCGCCAGACUACAUCGUGCCACUCACAUCAAGACAUUAUCAACAGAGGACUUUCAAGAAAUGGUAUCAACAUUCAGAAACACUGAAAUGGUGACUCUGAACUCCGACUUGACCUUUACCGGUGUGAUUGACCCCAACGAGCCGACCAAUCACUGCUCGGCAGAGUUGACUGACCUUGCUCGGAGUGUCCGUGAUGACCAAGAGGUUCUUGAGUCGGUUCGGACACUUAAUGAUAUUUUCACAGAGCAGAAAGAAUGCCUUACCCAUGGAGAUCUUCAUCUUGGGUCUGUAAUGGUGGAUGGAUGCACACCUAAGGUGAUUGAUGCAGAGUUUGCUUCUGUGGGACCAGCAGGAGCUGACAUUGGAAUCGUACUUGCUAACUACCUCUUUUACUACGCUGCUAAUCUGUUGUAUCCUGAGAAGAACUAUCCCACCUUCUGCCACCAAAUUAGAGAGGCCAUUAUAACCACAGUGGAAGUUUAUUUCCUUGAAGCAAGGGACUAUCUCAGUACGGAAGCCCUGUCUAGGCUGGUGUCCCAGACUGCAGGCUUCACUGGAUGUCAUAUCAUUAAAUGGAUGAUUGGAAUUGCCCAGUCGAAGGAUCUCCAGGGUAAACCAAAAGCUGAGAAGAUGUGUCUUAAUAUUGGAGUUCUGUUAACCAAAAGAUAUUGCAACAUCACAACAACCAAGGACCUGCUUCACAUCAUCUUAGAAACAGAGAGUAAAUCUUAAAAAGACAUAAAGGCAGUGGACACUAUUGGUAAUUGUCAAAGACAAGCCUUCACAGUUGGUGUAUCUCAACAUAU
This is a messenger RNA of Asterias rubens (European starfish), 1980 nucleotides long. Its product is annotated as methylthioribose kinase-like. The coding region runs from base 734 to 1906 and encodes 390 amino acids. The transcript has 8 exons. NCBI's taxonomy places the organism in Eukaryota, Metazoa, Echinodermata, Asteroidea, Forcipulatida, Asteriidae. The record is from RefSeq and is a predicted model, not a curated record.